Molecule: messenger RNA, 1994 nt
Organism: Anopheles maculipalpis
Lineage: Eukaryota; Metazoa; Arthropoda; Insecta; Diptera; Culicidae
Exons: 4
Coding region: 68-1945 (625 amino acids)
Biological process (GO): regulation of transcription by RNA polymerase II
Molecular function (GO): RNA polymerase II transcription regulatory region sequence-specific DNA binding; DNA-binding transcription factor activity, RNA polymerase II-specific
Source: RefSeq, a predicted model, not a curated record
UGACGGGUGGUUAAUUGAAAUCUAGCGUCAAUAUUUCACUCUUGACUUGCCCAUCGGCAUACCGGCCAUGGAACCGUCCACCUUCGACGACCAGAUAUUCGGUGACUUUACGAGCGACACGCUCGGUACGCUGGCGGGCGCAACCAAACCCAUCCAUGCCGGGCCGUCGACGAGCACGGUCGUUGCGGCGUCCGGUCACGGUAAUCUCCAGGUGAUGAUGGGCAUCGGUCAUUCGCCGACGCACGACGGUGGUGGUAACGGUGGCGGCGGCGGUCAUCAACGACUGCCCGAGGUGAACAGCAUCCUCUCGGUGUCGGGUUCGCCGAGCUACAAAACCAUCGACUACACGAACCUCAGCAAGGUGGAGUAUCACCAUCUGGCAAACGGCAAGCUGGACGGUUCGUCCUACUCACCCCCGAACGGCACACAGUCGCACCAGCAGCAGCAGCAGCAGCAGGCAGGCCUCGGCUCACAACCGGUGCCGGGAGGCAACAAGUCGCUCGAAUACGUCAACUGUAAGCUGGAAUAUUACACCGCGCUGCCCAUCGCCCACGAUAAUCUGAAUAAAAUAGAGUUCGUUAAAACCCUAGAUUACAACGGUAAUGGCCGGUUAGACUAUUCCACCUCGUCCUCGUCCUCGCCGAACGGCCCAAAGUCCAUCGAUUAUGGUGCGCCGGUCGGUGGGAUCGGUGCCAAGCUUGACUACGAGACAACGAUCGCCAUGUUUCAGCAUCCGGGACCACCGCAAGGACCGUCGUCCGGCGGUCCACCGGGCAUGGUGGAAGGUUCGAUGCUUGGCAGUGGCCAACCGAACGGUGCCGUUGGUGUGCCGGGUAUGGCGGGCGGUGUUGGUCCGGGCAAAGCGAGGAAAAGCGACGACAUGAAUGGUGCAUCCGGUUCGUCCACACCGACCACCACUACGCCGAUGGACGGUGCAGGAAACGGCAAGAAGAAUGAUAAAAAGAAAUCGGACCCGAACGGAAUCAAGAAGAAGAAAACUAGGACGACCUUCACCGCCUAUCAGCUGGAGGAGCUGGAGCAUGCCUUCGAACGUGCGCCCUAUCCGGAUGUGUUCGCCCGUGAAGAGCUGGCCUUGAAGUUGAACCUUAGCGAGUCCCGCGUCCAAGUGUGGUUCCAGAACCGGCGUGCGAAAUGGCGCAAACGAGAACCGCCCCGGAAGUCGGCCUACCUCGGCAACAACAGCCCGUCGGCCCCGAUGAACGGUCCGAUCGGGUCGUCGUUCAGUCAGUUCCCGCAAACCGCAACCGUAACGCCACCGGGCAGUGUCGACAGCUGGUCCACCUAUCAGGCACCGUACGAGCUCGGGCCGCACAUCAAUCUGCUGUCACCGGCCGUCAGCCCGUACGGGUCGUUCAGCACCCAAUACGGUACUUACAUGCCCGAGAGUCACAUGUUCCCGCCGGUCCGGCAGCACUACGACUACGGCAGCCCAUCGAGACCGGGCGAACCGGGCGAUGGUGAGUCCGGCCAUCAGCAUCAGCACCACAGCCACCAUCAUCAUCAUCAUGCGCAUCACAACCAUCACAACAAGCCCGACCACUACGCACCGACGAUGGAUGAAAAGUUCGAGACGCACUGCUCGGCCGGACUUCCCGACGGUCUCACGAAUGGAAAGUACGUCGACGACACGAAGUACAUCCACGGUGUCGACGUGCAUCACUAUCCGGACGCGGAUCCCAAGUACGGCAGCUGCCACCAGCUGGACGAUCCAUCCAUGAAAGCACACUACGGUCCACCACAACCAUCGCAGCAGCAAGGACAACCGCCACCGUCUUCACAGCAGCAGCAGCAGCAGCAGCAACAGCAACAAUCCCAGCCAGGUCAGUGUCAACCGGUCGGCGUAGACGAUCCCGACUCGCUCGGUAUGGUAAAGGCCGAGGAGAAUGUCACCCACAGCUACGUACUUCCAUCUUUUUUGCCCUGAUUGAGAGCAUCAGAAAGGGUUCGCAAACGUCCUCGCAACCUUCCACCUC